UACGGCAGCGUGGUUCUGUCCCCUUUCCUCCCUUCUGUCCUUCACGGCGGCGCCGCUACCAGCUCAGCAGACAGACGCUCCCCUCAGCAGCGCAGACAUGGCCAAACUGAGCAAAGAGACCAAACAGCGGCUGCAGCAGGUCUUCCAGUGCGGGCAGUUCAUUAUUCGGUGGGGGUUCAUCCCCACUGUCCUUUACCUGGGAUUCAAACGGGGAGCAGAUCCUGGAAUGCCAGAACCCACAGUUCUCAGUUUGCUUUGGGGAUGAAGAGCAAUGAUGAAGAAACGCCUGCAGAAGAUCACAUCAUCUCAACAUGUCUUUUUGUCCCAGAGGCUUAGUUUCUGGACUGUUUAAGGAGACUCAUGCAUCACCUCUCGGAAAGCAAAAUUAUGCCUACAUACUUCCAUGAAGCUGUUUCAGCAAUGAUUUAGGCCUCCUAAACUCUUCUCCACACCACCUGUUAUUACAGAUUAUCAAGAACCAUGUCUGGAUCCUAUUUUUUUUGUUUGUUUUGUUUUUUUUUUUUAAUUUAAUUUUAUUUUAUACGAUGUCUGUAAGUUCAUUGUUCAUUUGUGAGCUGCAUUCUUUCUCAAGUUCUGUUUGUUUUCAUGAUAAAACAAAACAAACAGGUAUUUGAACUCAGUGAAUAAAACUUUAUUUAUCCUCA
Colossoma macropomum (tambaqui) is the source of this 665-nucleotide messenger RNA. RefSeq names its product translocase of outer mitochondrial membrane 7 homolog (yeast) (gene tomm7). Gene Ontology annotation, biological process: protein import into mitochondrial matrix. NCBI's taxonomy places the organism in Eukaryota, Metazoa, Chordata, Actinopteri, Characiformes, Serrasalmidae. Bases 98 to 265 code for a protein of 55 amino acids. The record is from RefSeq and is a predicted model, not a curated record. Gene Ontology annotation, cellular component: mitochondrial outer membrane translocase complex. The transcript is spliced from 3 exons.